Messenger RNA from Propithecus coquereli (Coquerel's sifaka), 5231 nucleotides. It is a transcript of the gene ADAMTS7, whose product is annotated as ADAM metallopeptidase with thrombospondin type 1 motif, 7. Lineage: Eukaryota; Metazoa; Chordata; Mammalia; Primates; Indriidae. Gene Ontology annotation, cellular component: extracellular matrix. Gene Ontology annotation, molecular function: metalloendopeptidase activity. Gene Ontology annotation, biological process: extracellular matrix organization; proteolysis. Bases 1 to 5088 code for a protein of 1695 amino acids. The record is from RefSeq and is a predicted model, not a curated record. The transcript has 25 exons.
AUGAGACCUGCGGCUGAGGUCACAGGAGGUCACAGAGGAGGCCACUGGGGACGAGUGGAGGCAGCGGGCGCCCAGGACAGCAGGUUCGAGGUGCAGGGGCAGCGGAAGAAGAGAGACGCCGAGACGCGGAGCCCCGCGCGGCUGCUGCGCCCCCUCCUCCUGCUGCUCCGCGCCCUGGCGCUCGGCGCCCCCGGACCCGCACCAGGGCGCCCGGCCGAGGCCCGCGCGGCGCUGGACGUCGUGCACCCGGUGCGCGUGGACGCGGGCGGCUCCUUCCUGUCCUACGAGCUGUGGCCGCGCGCGCUGCGCAAGCGGGACGUGUCCGCGCCCCGCGCCGCGCGCGCCUUCUACGAGCUGCGGUUCCGCGGGCGCGCGCUGCGCUUCAACCUGAGCGCCACCCCGCACCUGCUGGCGCCCGGCUUCGUGAGCGAGACGCGGCGGCGCGGCGGCCUGGGCCGGGCGCACAUCCGCGCGCGCGCGCCCGCCUGCCACCUGCGCGGCGACGUGCAGGACCCCGAGCUCCAGGGCGGCCUGGCGGCCAUCAGCGCCUGCGACGGCCUGAAAGGUGUGUUCCAGCUCUCCGGCGAGGACUACUUCAUUGAGCCCCUGGACGGUGGCCCGGCCCGGCCCGGCCACGCCCAGCCCCACGUGGUGUACAAGCGCCAGGCCCCCGGGAGGCGGGCAGAGCGGGGUGACGCCAGCACUCCGGGCACCUGCGGGGUGCAAGCGUCCCUGGAGCCGGAGUCUCGCCGGGAGCGUUGGGAGCAGCGGCAGCAGUGGCGGCGGCAGCGGUCGAGGCGGCUACACCAGCGCUCGGUCAGCAAAGAGAAGUGGGUGGAGACCCUGGUGGUAGCUGACGCCAAGAUGGUGGAGUACCACGGGCAGCCACACGUGGAGCGCUACGUGCUGACCAUCAUGAACAUGGUGGCCGGCCUGUUCCACGAUCCCAGCAUUGGGAACCCCAUCCACAUCACCAUCGUGCGCCUGGUCCUGCUGGAGGACGAGGAGGAGGACCUGAAGAUCACGCACCACGCGGACAACACCCUGCGGAGCUUCUGCAAGUGGCAGAAAAGCAUCAACAUGAAGGGGGACGCCCACCCCCUGCACCACGACACGGCCGUGCUGCUCACCAGGAAGGACCUGUGCGUGGCCAUGAACCGGCCCUGCGAGACCCUGGGCCUGUCGCACGUGGCGGGCAUGUGCCAGCCCCACCGCAGCUGCAGCGUCAGCGAGGACACGGGCCUGCCGCUGGCCUUCACCGUGGCCCACGAGCUCGGGCACAGUUUUGGCAUUCAGCAUGACGGCAGCGGCAAUGAGUGUGAGCCCGUUGGGAAACGGCCUUUCGUCAUGUCUCCACAGCUCCUGUACGACGCCGCGCCCCUCACCUGGUCCCGCUGCAGCCGCGAGUACAUCACCAGGUUCCUCGACCGUGGCUGGGGCUUGUGCCUGGACGACGCCCCUGCCAAGGAUGUCAUCGACUUCCCCGCGGUGCCGCCCGGCGUCCUCUACGACGUGAGCCACCAGUGCCGCCUGCAGUAUGGGGCCUACUCCGCCUUCUGCGAUGACAUGGAUGACGUGUGCCACACUCUCUGGUGCUCCGUGGGGACCACCUGUCACUCCAAGCUGGACGCAGCCGUGGACGGCACCAGGUGUGGGGAGAGCAAGUGGUGUCUCAACGGGGAGUGUGUGCCCGUGGGCUUCCGGCCCGAGGCCGUGGAUGGUGGCUGGUCCGGCUGGAGCGCCUGGUCCACCUGCUCGCGGAGCUGCGGCGUGGGCGUGCAGAGCGCCGAGCGGCAGUGCACGCAGCCCGCGCCCAAGUACAAGGGCAAGUACUGCGUGGGCGAGCGGAGGCGCUUUCGCCUCUGCAACCCGCAGGCCUGCCCCGCCGGCCGCCCCUCCUUCCGCCACGUCCAGUGCAGCCGCUUCGACGCCAUGCUCUACAAGGGCCAGCUGCACACGUGGGUGCCCGUGGUCAACGACGCGAAUCCCUGCGAGCUGCACUGCCGGCCCUCCAACGAGUUCUUUGCCGAGAAGCUGCGGGACGCCGUGGUGGACGGCACCCCCUGCUACCAGGGCCGGGCCAGCCGGGACCUCUGCAUCAACGGCAUCUGCAAGAGCGUGGGCUGCGACCUAGAGAUCGACUCGGGCGCGCUGGAGGACCGCUGCGGCGUGUGCCACGGCAACGGCUCCACCUGCCACACCGUGAGCGGGACCUUCGAGGAGGCCGAGGGCCUGGGGUACGUGGACGUGGGGCUGAUCCCGGCCGGCGCGCGGGAGAUCCGCAUCGAGGAGGUGGCCGAGGCUGCCAACUUCCUGGCCCUGCGGAGCGAGGACCCGGAGAAGUACUUCCUCAACGGGGGCUGGACCAUCCAGUGGAACGGGGACUACCCCGUGGCGGGCACCACCUUCACGUACGCGCGCACCGGCAACUGGGAGAACCUCACGUCCCCGGGACCCACCAGCGAGCCUGUCUGGAUCCAGCUGCUGUUCCAGGAGAGCAACCCCGGGGUGCGCUACGAGUACACCAUCCACAGGGAGGCGGACGGCUACGGCCAGGCCAAGCCGCCCGAGUUCUCCUGGCACUACGGGCCCUGGACCAGGUGCACAGUCACCUGUGGCACAGGCGUGCAGAGGCAGAGCGUGUUCUGUGCGGAGCGGCAGGCGGGGCCCGUGGACGAGGGUCACUGCGACGCCCUGGGCCGGCCCGACGACCACCAGCGCACGUGCAGCGAGGAGCCCUGCCCUGCCAGGUGGUGGGCAGGUGAGUGGCAGCCGUGCUCCCGCUCCUGCGGGCCGAAGGGCGUCUCCCGCCGGGCCGUGCUCUGCAUCCGCAGCGUGGGGCUGGACGAGCAGAGCGCCCUGGGGCCGCCCGCCUGCGAGCACCUUCCCCGGCCCCCCGCCGAAACCCCCUGCAACCGCCACGUGCCCUGUCCAGCCACCUGGGCUGUGGGGAACUGGUCUCAGUGCUCGGCGACAUGCGGGGCAGGCGCUCAGCGCCGGAGCGUCCUCUGCACCAACGAUACCGGCGUGCCCUGCGACGAGGCCCAGCGGCCACCAAGCACGGCCACCUGCCCUCUGCCCCCCUGCCCGCGGCCCCCCGGCACGCUGGGCCCUGAGGGCUCGGGCAGCGGCUCCUCCAGCCACGAGCUCUUCAACGAGGUCGACUUCGUCCCCCGCCACCUGGCCCCGCGCCCUGCGCCCCCCGAGCCAGACGGCAUGGGCAACGCCAUCGACGAGGAGGACCUGGACCUGGGCCCGCCGGGGCCCGUGUUUGUCGACGACUUCUACUACGACUACAACUUCAUUAACUUCCACGAGGACCUGUCCUACGACCCCUUCGCGGAGCCCGAUCCCGUCCUGGCAGGAACAGGGCCUUGGGCGCCCCCACCCCGGAGCAGUCCCUUGGAGCCCCCCGCGGAGCCCCCCAGGCCGGCCACACGGCCCCCUGCGGCUGGGGAGGAAGAAGUGGCGGCAUCCAGCUCCCCCGGCCCCUGGCCCAGCCAGGCUGGCCCCGCCCCGCCCCCACCCUCGGAGCAGACCCCCGGGACCCCCUUGGCCAACUUCUUGUCUGAGGAAAGUGUCCCCAUGGGGGCCCCGGGCCCCGGACUCCCCAGCCUGCCCUGGCCGCUGACUUCGGUCCACGGCGCGCACCCGCCUGCUGCCCCCGGGAGCCCAGACGAGCCCCCGGAGCGGGAGGACAGCCAGGGCCGGCCGCCCGCUCUGCAGCAGGACAGGACCAAUGAGAUUUCCCAGGACGAUGAGGAGCCCGUGGGCCGCGGAGCCCACCCCCUGCCCCAGAGGCCCAGCCCCACGCGGCCCCCUUUGCGCAGCGCGGGCCCCGCCCCCUCCUCUCCUGGCCCUGCCGUGCUGGAGCCGUGGACGGGCGGCACCGUGGCCUGGGGGCCGGCUCCAGAGGGUGGCGCGGCCCCUCUGCCCCUUCCCCCCACAGCUGCUCUGCCGGAGAUGGAGGGUGCGGACGGCCCCCUGCAGCCGGGCACCCCCACCGCUCCGCCCUCAGGCCUGGGCUCGGGGGACCCGCAGACUCCGGCGACACCGGGGCCCUUCCUUUGGACUGGCCCAGGGCAGGUGUCCUGGGCGACUACCCUGAGCCCGGGACCCUCGGGCCAGCCCGAGUCCCCCAGGCCCGAGGCCACACCAGCCCGGGAGAGCCCCACCCACAGCAGCGGAGCUGCCGGGGCCCAGCCCCUGGCCCCCAGCCUGGCCGAGGAGGGGGCCCCUGUGGACCUGCCGGCCGCCGGGAAUGCCAGCUGGCAAGUGGGGGACUGGAGCGAGUGCUCCACCACCUGCGGCCUGGGCGCCGUCUGGAGGCCGGUGCGCUGCAGCUCGGGCCGCGAUGAGGACUGCGCUCCCGCCGGCCGGCCCCAGCCCGCCCGCCGCUGCCACCUGCGGCCCUGUGCGGCCUGGCACUCGGGUAACUGGAGCAAGUGCUCCCGCAGCUGCGGCGGAGGCUCCUCGGUGCGGGACGUGCAGUGCGUGGACACCCGGGACCUGCGCCCCCUGCGGCCCUUCCACUGCCGGCCCGGGCCCGCCAAGCCCCCCAGCCGCCGGCCCUGCGGGGCCCAGCUGUGCCUCAGCUGGUACAUCUCUUCCUGGCGGGAGUGCUCCGAGGCCUGCGGCGGCGGCGAGCAGCAGCGUCUGGUGACCUGCCCGGAGCCGGGCCUGUGCGAGGAGGCGCUGAGGCCCAACAGCACGCGGCCCUGCAACACCCAGCCCUGCACGCGGUGGGCGGUGGGGCCCUGGGGCCAGUGCUCGGCCCCCUGCGGCGGCGGCGUCCAGCGGCGCCUGGUCAAGUGCAUCAACACCCAGACGGGGCUGCCCGAGGAGGACAGCGGCCAGUGUGGCCACGAGGCCUGGCCCGAGAGCUCCCGGCCGUGUGGCUCCGAGGACUGUGAGCUCGUGGAGCCCCCACGCUGCGAGCGUGACCGCCUGUCCUUCCGGUUCUGCGAGACGCUGCGCCUCCUGGGCCGCUGCCAGCUGCCCACCGUCCGCGCCCAGUGCUGCCGCUCGUGCCCCCCGCCUGGCCACGGCGCCCCCUCCCGAGGCCGCCAGCGGAUCGCCCGUCGCUGACCGAGCCCCCGACCCGUGCUGGGUGCAGACUGACUGACCGACCACACAGACCUCAGCGCCUGCCACGGGCUAGGUGGAGCCCUGCGCCCUCAUGGUGCUAACCCCUCCCGUCCCCUAAGAAAGCGUAUUUUUUUAUUCUGACA